AUGAUAACGGGUAUCAACAAGCUACCCCAGAUGCGUUUGUACUGGUCCAGUUAUGACAUGUACAGUAACGAACGAGUAAAAACGACAAUGAAUCAGAACAGACUUGACCUGCUUUUAAGAUAUCUUCAUUUUUCGGACAACUCCGACCCUAAAGCUGGGACUGACAGGCCUUUCAAGAUAAGGGAUGUCAUUGAACUGUGUUGUAAACAGUUUCAGGACACAUCGGAGCCAACUGAAGAACUGGACGAGAGCAUGGUGGACCUUUGA
Molecule: messenger RNA, 267 nt
Organism: Acanthoscelides obtectus
Lineage: Eukaryota; Metazoa; Arthropoda; Insecta; Coleoptera; Chrysomelidae
Source: the annotation of a GenBank genome assembly